Alosa alosa (allis shad) is the source of this 1835-nucleotide messenger RNA. RefSeq lists its product as uncharacterized. Bases 102 to 1835 code for a protein of 577 amino acids. The record is from RefSeq and is a predicted model, not a curated record. The transcript is spliced from 7 exons. Gene Ontology annotation, cellular component: cytoplasmic microtubule; cilium. Gene Ontology annotation, molecular function: microtubule binding. Gene Ontology annotation, biological process: microtubule cytoskeleton organization. Lineage: Eukaryota; Metazoa; Chordata; Actinopteri; Clupeiformes; Clupeidae.
AAAACCAUAUUAUAUUUUAAGUUCAGGACGUUUAACUUCGCCCAUUAUCAUCACAAAUUUGAAAUGUAGCUUCAGUCAGUAAAUUGGAUAUUUUCAGGUCUAUGGAUUCCCAAAGCCUUAAAGAGGAGUUGGAUAGACUCCAUGCCCAAAACCAGGAGAUGAAACGCAUAAUGCAGCAGCUCCUGAGGGAAAACCUGGAGCGGAUGCAGUACACUGGCUCCCAGACCUGCUUCCCGGCAUGUUGUCAUCAUCAGCUGCUUCACCCACAUCUCCAUCCUCAUCUUGUGCCUGUGAUGCUGCCAGACCACAAUCCCACAAUGCUCUGCGGCUCUCUCCAGCCGCUCAGAGCCGGUGUAGCGUCUGGUCAGCAUGAGCUGUUGCCCCCCAUCACCCCUGCACACGCCCAGCAGCAGCAGUCCUGUGGCUUAUUCCCCUCCUUGCCUGCGCUUGCCCAGGGCCAGGACCCGGUCCAGUUGUGGCUAGGUGACAGUCGGCUCUCUGCAAUUCCGCAAGGAGGUGCUCCGCAUCCCGUAGGAAGGAGGAAUUUGACUGGCCUUGAUUGCGCUCACCUGCUGAUGCCACUCAAUCACGACAGAGCCCCGAGUGGCGUUGCCAAUGGCAGUAUGGCACCUGCUCCACCGGUCAUCGCCAAGGCAACGGGCGAAAGUCAGAACAACGAGCCGAAGAAGAUCAAGGCCAGGCGCUGCAUCAAAACUGUCCAAGAUGUUGGCCUGAAAACCAGCAGUCACCAGAACAUGGGGUGUGUGCUGGAACCCCUAAACGUCCACCAGAUCCCUGAGAACCUCCGACUGGAGGCCCUACAUGUUGCUGAGGAGAUCAGACUCGCCAGUCUCCGCUGUAACAGUGUCCUCAGUGGCAAUGCCAGCGCUUUAGACCGCGCAGGCAGUUCUACGAGCAGCCUCAGCCCUGUGGACCUCAGGACCCCGUCCGCACUGCGCGCUCUGCCCUUCCUCAACACCCCCACUCCACCCAUUGCCCAUGCUGUCCCCUCCCCCCCAGAGACAGCCAAACCUCAGACAACCAAUCAGAGACGGUUCGUCAGUAGACUACCCCGCCUCAAGAAGACGGCUUCAGUUAGUGUGGCCACUGCUGUGACAGAGCAAAAGUCAGGCGAGUGUCUGGCAGGGAAGGAGGAAGUGAGGGAGUGUAAGGAGGUGAAGAAGAAGAGAGUGAUAGAGAAGCUAACAAGCAACACCCAGCAGAUCAGGGAGCUCCCAGAGCUGGCCAAACUGCCCCCUGUGUCCUGUCCCGAGGAGGCCAUCCUGCAGGCCUUCAGGCUGCUCAGAGAGGAUGACUGGGAGCAGAAGAUUGAGGCCCUGAUCUCCAUCAGGUCUCUGUCUCAGCACCACGCUGAGGUGCUGCUGCCCAGCCUGCAUGAUGUGUGUCUGGCCGUCUACCACGAGGUGAAGAACCUGCGCUCGAUGGUUUCCCGCGCUGCCAUGGUGACGCUGGCCCACCUGCACGCUCACCUGGGGCGAGGCAUGGACACGGAGGCCGAGGGCACAGCCCAGACACUGCUGCCGAAAGCUGGAGAGGCCAGCGGCUUCAUCAGGGAGGACAUGGAGCUGGCACUGGGGUACAUGGUGCUCAACGUCACCCCCUCUCGCAGCAUGAACGCCCUCAUCAACACAGGACUCAGGCACCGUAAUGCGGCCGUGAGGAAGACCACUGCACAGUUCCUGGAGAGACUGGCAGAGGUCAUGGGGGCAUCCCGCGUCUUGUCUGGCAAAAAGAACCUGACUGACCGCUUCAUUCACUCCAUCAGCUGUCUGGCCCUCGACAGUGCACAGGAAGUCAGGCUGAUUGCAAAGUGA